AUGGACGCAUUUGAGCAGAUGGAGUUGCAGAGGCAACGCGAGGCUCGGCAGAGAAUAGUGGAACGUUUCCUCCGGCUGAUCCUGGUGGGAUUUGUUUUGGAUGCUUUGAAAGGCUCAGGAGAGGAUAGCACCAAGGAGGAUAAGAAAAAGAAAGGUAACAGUAAGAGCUCGGCCGGGUCCGAGGGUCUGAGCGUGAAGUCCAUCAAAGAGAAGGCCAACACGUAUGGUGGGCCAGCCGUGAUGUUUGCCUUUAUCGUUGCAAUGCUAGCAAUUCGUGCAGCUGAGGAAGGCUACCAUCCUGCUGACCAUGAUGAGCAUGAGUUCAACUACUACGAGGUCAUGGGCUUGACCAAAGGAGUAGAUCAGAUGGAGAUCCGCAAAGCGUACAAGGCGCUUGCCCUCAAGUAUCAUCCUGACAAGAAUCCUGACUGCUCAGAGUGUGCUGAGAAGUUUGGGAAGAUCUCCAAGGCAUAUGAUCAUGUGGGGGAUGAGAACACCUGCAGCCGUGAUGGAGCUGUCAGGAAGGUAAUACAAAAGGUGGGGAAAGGCUUGGAGCGACCUGGACAGAAUGACAUCGUCACUCUGCGCUUCUCGACAAUUCAACUGGAUGGCUCUGAUAAUCCUCCUGGUUCCGGCUCCACAGAGAGUCCUGAAGAUGAUGUUGUCACAGUGGAGAUGGGUGACAAUCACCUCCCCUUGGCUGUGGAGUUUGCCGUGAAGCACAUGCGUGUCGGAGAGGUGGCUGAAGUCCGAGCCCCUGCGGUCUACAGCGCCGUGACCUCCCCGCUCUGCGGGCGCAGCUUGCGGACCCAACCGGGGGUUCUGCCCAAGACGGACAAGGUGAAAAGGAGGCAUCGCUUCCUGCCGGCAGCGCCACGUGCCAUCUCGGAGCAGGCAAAGAAGGAUCUUUUGAACUUUCGCAAGGCAAAGCAAGAGGCCACUGACAAGGGAGAAACUUUGGCUGCCACUUCGCCGCCGAUGUUUCGUGCCCGCGUGGAACUCCUGGGCAUGGUUUGCAUCUUGGCCUUGACGGAGGAUCGCAGCGUCACCAAGAGGAUCCUCCAAGUGGGAUCCUCUCGGCGCCAGCCACGAAAAGGUGAUGUCGUGACCUUCUCCUACUGCCUUGAGGGUGAAAGAGACAGGAGUGAAACCUGCACUCUGACCUUGGGCGAGGACAAGCUCCCAUUCAGCGGUCUAUAUCAUGUCCUCCUCUCUAUGAAGGAGGAAGAACGUUGUCUUGCGCGGCUAAGCUCCGCUGCAGCUUUGCCUGAGGACUCGGGAGAGGCUGAUCCUCCACAGAGAAGCUUGGAGGUGAGCCUUUUGCGCUGGCGAAGACGCGACCUACUUCCAGUUGGGCCGGAGGUUGAGGCUUCAGCGCAGAAUGGAGGUGCUGCAUCGUGCAUGCUGAAGACUGAGAUCCAUCAGGGCCCAGAAAGAAGGAGCCAUGACAUUGAGGCUGGAAGCAUGGUUUUGGCAGCCUUGGCGGCAGGUGGAGGCAAAGCUUCUCUCCUGUCCUGGCGCAUGGGGGAAGGGGCUGUACCUGGGUAUUUGGACGUCGCUGCCGCAAGCAUGCGCUUCUGUGAGAGCGCAGCCUUUGAAGCGUCCAAGUCAGUGCAGUCCUGUCGGCCAACAGGCCCAAGCUAUCAGGGGCAGACGCCGUUGCGAAAGCUCCUUGUGGAUGAACUCGAGCCAUGGCUGAGUGACUUGCUGAAUGUAGAGGCAGAGGUGGUGCUGGCGCGUGGUGAUGUGAAUGAAGAGUCGCCCAAAGAAGGUGCUCCACACCUCUUGCCGAUCCCAUCAGACUGGAUGAUGCAGGGAGAAGUCAUCAGUUGGAGCGACGUCAGCCUGCCAGAUGACGGAAGAUUUAAGCUGGUCUUGCUGGCGGCGACCGAAGCUGUUGAUUUGUGCUUGCUGGAGGAGGAGGGGCAGUUACAUUUUCUGGAACUGGAGAGGGCCCAUGGCAACGCACUUGCGAAGGUCGGCCGCUUUGAAGAAGCGUCCGAAGCAUAUCGAAGAGCACUUGAUGCCGUGCGGCGAAGUCCCCUAUACAAGGCGCUUUUCCCGACAGAACGGGGCCACAUUCAAGGAGCCUAUAUUCGGGAAGCGUGUGAAGGUGAACACCCACUCCAGAAGAUGUCAGAAGAGGAGGCCUCGACAAGACGCGGCCAACUGGUUGCAUUGCACCUGAACCUCUCCCUUUGCGCUACCAAGGCUGGCCUUUUUGCACUUGCGAGACGGCAUGCAGAGACUGCAUUGGGUGCGGAGCCGGAGAACGCCAAGGCUCUUUUUCGACGUGGUCAGGCUGCAGCAGGACAAGGCGACUACGAGGAUGCAUUGAAGGACCUCCAAAGGGCCGCUGAGCUGAUGCCGCAGGACCGGGGUAUCCGAUCCGAAAUCCAGGCAGUGCAACGUGACCUCCGGGCGCACCGCGAGGCUUACGACUCAGGGCGCAGAGCAAAGAAGAGCCUUGAGUCGCAAUCGUCCGUGGAACUUGGCCUGGAUGACUUCGAGACACAAGUCCUUCGGUCCAACGAAGUAUGGUUUGUGCAAGCCUACGACCCCAACGAUGGGAGCUGCAAGUCGUUUGCCACCGGAUGGGAGGAUGUGGCACAUACCUAUGGAGAGUUUGCAAGCUUCGGCCGGCUAGAUGUCACGAAGGGAGAGCUGAAGUCUUUGCUGCCCUUCAAGCCUGUCCUCUUGCCAGUGGUCUUCAGAUACGCCAGGGGCAUGCCAGUUGAGCACUGGAUGUUCUCAGAGAGAAUGGCACGGCAGGAGGAUAGUGCUGGAGGUGGCAAAGCUCUCAUGAACUUUAUGGAGGGACACUUCCCAGAGUUCCACCGGCAUCACGAUGCUGCAGAGCUGAAGCGAUGGUGGAGCUCGAGCGAGCCUCGCAUUUUGGUGGUUGGCCCCUCAUCCAGCAGCCUGGCGGCGAAGGCCAAGGACUUCAUGCCAGUCUUCCGCCUGGCACAUGUUUGGGAGGAAUUCUUUGACAUUGCUUCUGCUGAUGCACAGGUGAUGGUAGAGGUGCUUGGGUCUGACUUUGCCUUUGAGCGAGGCCAGACAUGGGCAUUGGUGCUGAGAAGUUCUAGUGGUGCUAUCACCAAGGAACACGUCCGCAAUGUGAGGGAUAUGGCUCCCUUGAUUCAGGACUUCAUUUCCGAAGAGAUUCAGCGUCAGGCGCCCGUGGCCACCGUCCGGAACUACCAACAGCUUUGUGGUGAUAAAGCACUAUCUCAGGGUACGAGCAAGACGUAUUGCUUAAUCCUGGUGGAUGCCAGCACCGAGGAUACCGUGAAAGCUUUGCGUGAGUUAGAGUCCUCGCAGAAGGCCUACUACCAGGAGGUGCAAGAGCUGAGAAAUACUGGCGAAGAUUCGGAGGAGCCUUUCAGGAUUCAGCCCAUACGUGUGGCAUCCUCUAGUUCCAGAUUGCCUUGGAAGCCAGCAGCACCUGGGCCCAGCUUUGCCAGCAUUUGGGCUGAGGCUUCGGAGGCACGAGUUUUUGUCUUGGAGAUGGAGACCCGAAAAUUUGCAGCGGUGAAAACUCCCAGCUUGAAUGAGAUCUUUCAAAACAUCGCAUACGAGGACUUGAAACUCGAAGACUUGCAUGAUGAAGGGCCACCUUUGUCACGGCUUUUCUCUGAUCCAGAGACCACAUUGCGACGCGAAGUGAGCGCAUUCCUCUCCACUAGCCGCGGAGCGAUUUGUGCCUACGUGCUUGUGGCUUUGGUGGUGUCUGUGGCACCAGAGUUGGAAUUGUUGCAACUGGCAGUGCCGAUGGUGAUACUGGUUCUGGUGAUGAUGCUCGCCUCUCCAACUUUGUUCAGGAAAGUCAUUAGCAUUUUUUUGGUGCACGAUGAGCUCGUCCCGGAUGGAAUGCCAACGCAACUUCUAGAUGAGGCUGCAGAUGCCGUUUUUGGAGACUGUGAGCCGCCCCCAAGUGUGUUGACAAGAGCCACGGUGUCAUCAAUGGCCCUGAGCAGAGAAGAUGCUAUUGGGCACUUCAGCUCGCUCCGGGGCAUGUGA
Molecule: messenger RNA, 4023 nt
Organism: Durusdinium trenchii
Lineage: Eukaryota; Dinophyceae; Suessiales; Symbiodiniaceae
Source: the annotation of a GenBank genome assembly